CUGCACCCCCAAAAUAACCUCUUUGACGUGAUUUUCUCCAUGGAAAUAAUCGGCGACUCGAGAUCUCUGGGGGUCAUCUGAAAAGAUCGCCGGCGUCGAUUUCAUCCUCCACCGAUGGCGGAGUCGGCGAAGAACAAGGAGGAUUUCUCCGAUCUGAUCCAGCGUUUUGUUGAAUCCCUAGCUGCGAUCUCCGAUCGCCUCCCCUUCGAGAUCGAUCGAAAGAGACUACACUCUGUCACAACCUUUGCUGCUCUUUCGGUCGCAAUUAUCUUUGCUUGGAAGCUCUUGAGGGCUCCUCCAGAGAACCAUAGAAGACAACCUAGAAGGCGUACUCCAGUUUCUGGUCCUUCUGGUGUCAGAUUGCAUUCAAGUACAACUUUCUCGUCCCCUGAAAUUUGUUCGUCUUCUGGAGACUCAAAAGCACUUGAUGCAGUUGAUGAGCUGUUCCGACCAGUAAAGCUGACUCUGGAGCAACUUGUCAGGCAUAAGCUAAGUGAAGGGAGAAAGGUAGUUUUCCAACUUGCACAAUUACAGUUUUUAAUUGUCUUCUAGUACAUGCACAUUCUUGGGAACUCUUUCUAACAGUAGCUUACUGUUUUUCUAUGAAUCCACCAACCUUCUUUCAGUUUAUGCCACUGAUUUAUUGAAAGAAUUAAUAAUGUUAGCUGAAACUAGAGUUUUGGUCCACUAGCAAGGAAAUUAAGCCUAUAUGCUCGUUUUGUUAUAUCUGAUCUGUACUCGGUAUAUAUCUCCAAGGUAUGCCAUUAAUUGGGUAUAAUGAAAUCUGAUAUUUAUUAGUGUUUGGGUAUUAUAAAAGUAGAGGGGUAGACAAAAGUUGGUAAUAAGGAAUUCCAAAAUUUAUGAGAUAUGCCCAUAAUUGUUAUUCUUUGGGAUACCAAGUUUAUGAGAUUUGACAUGUUUAUAACCGUAUGUAUAUACCAACUUUAUGAAAUAUUGGCCAUACUAGCUCGUGUAAUGAAGAGUUCUUCACUCAAAAUCUAUAGGGGUAUAAUCAUGUCAAUUCUAAGCAACUGAUUAUAAUUUAUAUAAUGAAACCAGCUAAAUAUCCACCCAAAAAAA
This is a messenger RNA of Asparagus officinalis (garden asparagus), 1080 nucleotides long. Its product is annotated as peroxisome biogenesis protein 22-like. The record is from RefSeq and is a predicted model, not a curated record. Bases 115 to 552 code for a protein of 145 amino acids. NCBI's taxonomy places the organism in Eukaryota, Viridiplantae, Streptophyta, Magnoliopsida, Asparagales, Asparagaceae. The transcript has 3 exons. Gene Ontology annotation, biological process: peroxisome organization.